AUGGAGCGUGAGCUCAAUCAACGGAUAAGCCACGCGGGGCAAGUGAGCGAGUUUCGGAUUGCCAGUACGCCCGUCGAUGGAUAUUACGAAACUGAUUCGGAGAACGAGACGCGACGUUACGUGUUACAAUUUCACGGAUGCUUUUGGCAUGGGUGUCCAUCCUGCUUCCGAAUAAAUCGCGAAAGAAAACUCAAUUCUUCCACCGAUCAUGGCGAUACGAUCGACGCGCGCUAUGAGCGAAUUCUCGCAGCGACAUGGCAUCUUCGACGACGGGGAUACCUGGUGAUGGAGAAAUGGGAGUGCGAUUUCGACCGGGAAAUACGUCAGAAUAAUGAGAUGUGCGAUUUUCUUGAAAAUGCUCAGAUAAUAAAGAACUCACCUCUCGAUCCGCGUAAUGCAUUUUUCGGUGGCCAAACGGGGAAUAUAGCAACCCGAUGCGAUGUUGCGGGAACGGAGAAAAUACGUUACAUAGACGUAUGCUCUCUGUAUCCCUAUGUACUGAAAACGGGUGCUUUUCCGAUCAGUCACCCAAAGAUAUACAUCGGAGAGGAAUGUUCCAAGUUAAUCGGCGUAGCUCCGGAUUUCGAUUUCAACUCGCUCGAAGAACUCAUUCAUUGUAAAAUACUCCCUCCGCGCGAUCUCUUUCAUCCGGUACUCCCGUAUCGCAUACGUGACAAAUUGUUGUUCGCGCUGUGUCGAAGUUGCUGCGAAACGUUCUCGCAAGCUGAAUGUACUCACAGUCUCGCCGAGCGUGAAUUCGAGGGUACCUGGGUAUCCUGUGAAUUACGCAAAGCCGUCGAGAAAGGUUAUCGCGUGUCGAAAGUGAGCGAAAUUUGGCAAUACGAGGUCACGCGAUAUGAUCCCGAUACGGGGCAGGGUGGAUUGUUUACCGGAUAUAUCAAUAGUUUUUUGCAAUUGAAGCAGGAAGCUAGCGGAUGGCCGAACGAAUGCGUGAAUGACGAAGCUAAGGAGCGAUAUCUUCGGGAAUACGAGGAAACCGAGGGUAUCGUUCUCGAUAAAAAUAACAUCGCUCAAAAUCCAGGUCUACGUUCGGUUGCAAAGCUCUGCUUAAAUUCCUUUUGGGGAAAAUUCGGUCAACGAUCCAAUUUGCCUAACACCGAGAUCGUGAAAAAUUACCAGCGAUUGGCAGCUUUGCUCACGAGUCCAGAACACGAAAUAACCGAUAUAUUACCCGUCAACGACGAGGUAAUAUAUGUCUCGUGGAGAUUGCGAAAAGAAGCGGUCGUAGCUUCUCCGCAGACCAACGUCGUGAUCGCGGCAUUCACGACGGCGCUGGCGCGGCUGAAAUUAUACGAACAUUUAGAAUUAUUGAAUAGGCGAGUAUUGUAUUAUGAUACAGAUUCCUGUAUAUAUAUAAGUACAGGCAAUCCGAACGAGUACGAGCCACGUACGGGCAAUUUUUUGGGGGAUAUGACCGACGAACUCGAGAGCUAG
This is a messenger RNA of Trachymyrmex cornetzi, 1455 nucleotides long. RefSeq lists its product as uncharacterized. The transcript has a single exon. The record is from RefSeq and is a predicted model, not a curated record. Bases 1 to 1455 code for a protein of 484 amino acids. Gene Ontology annotation, biological process: DNA replication. Lineage: Eukaryota; Metazoa; Arthropoda; Insecta; Hymenoptera; Formicidae. Gene Ontology annotation, molecular function: DNA binding; nucleotide binding; DNA-directed DNA polymerase activity.